This is a messenger RNA of Asterias rubens (European starfish), 822 nucleotides long. RefSeq names its product dynein light chain LC6, flagellar outer arm. Gene Ontology annotation, biological process: microtubule-based process; cilium assembly. Lineage: Eukaryota; Metazoa; Echinodermata; Asteroidea; Forcipulatida; Asteriidae. Gene Ontology annotation, molecular function: dynein intermediate chain binding; dynein light intermediate chain binding. Bases 315 to 584 code for a protein of 89 amino acids. The record is from RefSeq and is a predicted model, not a curated record. Gene Ontology annotation, cellular component: cytoplasmic dynein complex. The transcript has 2 exons.
AUAAUUGUUUCACUUCCUAAAAUGAUCAUACACCUGGACAAGUCUAUCAUCGUUUAUUUUUAAGAGUUCGGACGAAAGUGCUUCAACUUGUGAAUAAGUUGUGAGUUGAAACAACAGUAUUUUUUAGACAUCACAUCCGAUUCCGAGGCGAGCAAGCUGUCGAUCAAGGGAUCGCCAGGCUAGGAUUUUUAGGAGGAGUCUAGACGGUAGACCAACCCACAGUUUUUGGAGUCAAACGAAUGUUAAUAGUUUGCGUUAUUGCCUUUCUGCAAGUUUAGCCUACACUGGAAACGACUACAAUCUGAUUAGCCACCAUGUCUGAGAGAAAAGCCGUCAUCAAGAAUGCUGACAUGUCAGAGGACAUGCAACAGGACGCAGUGGACUGUGCAACCCAAGCCCUGGAGAAAUUCAACAUUGAGAAGGACAUCGCCGCUUACAUCAAGAAGGAAUUCGACAAGAAGUACAACCCGACAUGGCACUGCAUCGUGGGAAGGAACUUUGGCAGCUACGUCACACACGAGACCAAGCACUUUAUUUACUUCUAUUUAGGGCAGGUUGCUGUUUUGCUGUAUAAAUCUGGUUGAGAUUUUUUGACAAGUUUAUCAAGCUACUUGAUUUUAGAAGCGUUUGUUUGAAAUAAAUUGUAAAAAAAGAGAUUGUUCUGUUCGUGUUGAUGUAAUUCCAUUGUAAGCCAUGCCCUCUUUACACAAAAUGGAACUAUUCAUACCAGAAACCUGUUGGAGUUGCCAUGAGCUAGUUUGGCUUCGAUUGAUACUAUGCAAGAAAUAAUUGACUUGGCUUUAACGUACUUUCUUUGAAGAC